This is a messenger RNA of Rangifer tarandus platyrhynchus (Svalbard reindeer), 642 nucleotides long. Lineage: Eukaryota; Metazoa; Chordata; Mammalia; Artiodactyla; Cervidae. The record is from the annotation of a GenBank genome assembly.
AUGGCGGAUUCCUCGCCCGCUCCGUCCCUGCGGGCAGGCGGCCCCCGUGCGCCCUGGUCCUCGGCCCCCUCGCCGCCGCACUCGCGUUCGGGCUCCGAGGCCGAGGAGGCCGAGCUGUCGCUGAGCCUGGCACGCACCAAGACCCGCUCGUACGGUAGCACGGCCAGCGUGCGGGCGCCGCUGGGCGCCGGCGUCAUCGAGCGCCAUGUGGAGCACCGGGUCCGCGCCGGCGACACGCUGCAGGGUAUCGCGCUCAAGUACGGAGUCUCGAUGGAACAAAUUAAAAGGGCAAAUAAACUGUUUACGAAUGAUUGUAUAUUUCUGAAGAAAACUUUGAACAUCCCAGUUAUAUCAGAGAAGCCUUUGCUGUUUAAUGGACUUAACUCAGUAGAUUCUCCAGAAAAUGAAACUGUUGAUAGUUUUUCUCAUGAAGAGGAGCUGGUAGCAGCUGGGGAAGACGUCUCUCCUCCCAGCCCUCAAGAAUUGGAUGUUCAGCCCAUACAGCCUGAGGAAGUAUCAGCCAGAGAUUUCCUGCAGAGGCUGGACUUGCAGAUUAAGUUAUCAACACAGGCAGCCAAGAAACUGAAAGAAGAGAGCAGAGAUGAAGAAAGUCUCUAUACAGCUUCCCUUUAUCAUAGUUAG